Molecule: messenger RNA, 3421 nt
Organism: Lates calcarifer (barramundi perch)
Lineage: Eukaryota; Metazoa; Chordata; Actinopteri; Centropomidae
Exons: 8
Coding region: 202-3063 (953 amino acids)
Cellular component (GO): nucleus
Source: RefSeq, a predicted model, not a curated record
AAGCGACUACAACAACAAACAACAACGGUCAACCGCAGCAUCCAUCGGCGUCUCACCGCCACACGCUCUCUGCUCGGUCUGAACCGGGACCCGUUCACCGCGAGCCGCGAGCCGGACGUCGUUCCCUCUUCCCGCACGCGCCGUCUUCGCUGAUGUUAAUUUAAGGUUUCGGAGCUCGGUGUGGUUACACGUCCGCUCAAGAUGACGAGUUACAAGGCGUUUCACUCUCAGUUGACGUCCAUCAUGGAGGCGCUGACCAAAGCGGCCGUGGCGGAGAUCUGCGAGCUGGUGGACGACAGCUACGCCGUGCUGCAGCUGGAGAUCAGCCGGAGCCACAAGGAGAACGAGGCGCUGAGGAGGAAGCUGGAGCUCAUCGAGACCAUCAUCGCCCGGGGACACCGGGGCAGCGUCGCGAUGCUGGAUUACGGCGGCCCGGAGGUAGAGGCCGGCGGGGGGCUGAUGGAUUUUACUCUCGAAUGUGCCUUACCGAGCGGAGCGGGUGCCAAACAGCCAAAGGCCUCGAGUGUGAAAAGACGUGGACGAGUUCCUGCUUUAGAGACGACCACAGACGUGAACCCUGGGACAGAAGAGGACGGUCUCCACCCAGCUGCAGAGGAGCCAAACGACCAGGACGUGGUUUUAAUAAAGGAGGAGACGCCAAAGGUGGAGGUGAACGACAGCGAUGCUGCAGAGGAGCUGCUCCUCAACGAGGACGGGACGGAGGUGCAGCCGUCAGAGGCAGACGACAGCGACGAGGGGCCGUCCGGGAUGAUGAUCUCCACCUCAGCGGGCGACGUGAGGCCGUGGGAUCAGAACAGUAACGGGCUGUCGGAGCGGGGAGUCGAGCGUCAGGAUUCCCACAGCGCCCAGGAGUCUCCGGGUCCAGCAGGGCCCGCAGAGAGCAGCUCAUCAGACGUGGUGUUUGAUUUGGAGUCGGACUGUGAAGCUCCACCUGUGGCUCCGCUGAGAAAGCCGUUCUUUCUGGGGUCUGGGGGGAGUCCAGCCUCCCUGCCUGGGGCCUCUGAGCUGAAGCGGGGCGUGUCCCUGAUCAGCUCCCUGCCCUACGACACAGAGCUGGACCUCUGCUCCUCGUGGGCCAGUCAGGGCCUGCCGAGCAUGGUGCCCGUGCCUCACCGGCCGUACCUGAAGCCGGACCACCGGCCCACGCUGCUGGACAAAGUGUCCGACCUGAGCGCCGCGGGUUUCCCCCUGGCGCUGGGCCUGGGCGGCUCCAGGCUGGACCCUCUGGACCUGAACAGGUACUGCAGGGACAGGCGCUUCGUCUGCAGCUACUGCGGGAAAUGCUUCACGUCGUCGCGGAGCCUGGAGACGCACGUGCGCGUGCACACGGGCGAGCGGCCGUACAGCUGCGCCCAGUGCGGGAAGCGCUUCACGCAGUCGGGUCACCUGAAGACGCACCAGAGCGUCCACACCGGGGAGCGGCCGUUCGCCUGCCAGCACUGCGGGAAAAGGUUCGCCGGGAAGCAGAACCUGAGGAUCCAUCAGCAGAAACACCACCCGGCCGAGCAGGGAGCCGCUCCUGUUGCCUUACUCACUGUUAACUGUCUGAACUGCCUUGGCACAGAAGCAACACAGGACUACAACCUGAUCCAGAUCAAUCCUUACCUCAAACAGAGCGUGGCUGUGAGUCCACGUCAGGACUUUAGGACGCAGAGGAGACAGAUUCCUCAGGAGUCUGAGCCCGGUCCGGUUUCCCCCGCGAGCAGCGCCAUGGCCGUUUUAAGCAGCAAAGCGCUGCACGAGCAGCUGUCCAUCAUCAUGGGCGCGCUGACCAAAGCGGCGGUGGCGGAGAUCUGCGAGCUGGUGGACGAAGGCUACGCGGUGCUGCAGAUGGAGAUCACCCGGAGCCACAAGGAGAACGAGGACCUGAAGAAGAAGCUGCACCUCAUCGAGUCCAUCGUGGUCCGGGGGAGCGGCGGGAAGGCGGCGGAGCUGGAGGUCGUAGCGACCGCGGAGGGCGCACAGCGGGCGGAAACACCGCAGCAGCGGCAGCAGGACGACGAGGACGGUGACGGAGGAGCUGCGGUGGUGGUGCGGGAAGAGCUUCCAGAGGUGGUGCUGAUCAAAGACGAGGACUCAGACAGUAACGACACCUUCGAGGACGGAGAUAAAACCUCUGAUGGAGGGACGGCUGCAGCCAGAGAGGCCGUGGCGUCGACUCCGAUCAGCCGGAGCAUGAAGAGACACUGGCCGGGAAACGAGGAGUCUGAGAAGUCGUCGUCCUCCGAGCAGCUCGCAGUCAAAACAUCCAAAGUGUUGGCGGGGCCGCAGAAGAAGAGCGUGUCCGUCUACACUCUGGACUCUCCUCGCAGCGAGCCGGGCUGCUCCGGUCAGCUCGCCGGGGACGAGAUGGAGGCCGGCGAGUCGGUUUGUUCCUACUCGUCGCAGAUGGACCCAGACGUCCACCUGGUCCAUCAGGAGUGUUCCCUGGUGUCUCCGAGCUCCAACAGACAGACGUACUUCGGGACCAGCUCUCUGAUGGAGUCUCGCUCUCCUUCAAACAGAGCAGAGAUGGAUCUCAGUCUCACGUGGACCAAACAGUCAAAGAGUCAGAUGUCUUUCGCUCAGUUUCACCAAAGUGAAAACGUGGACGGCGACGCAUUCGGGAUCAAGCUGAUCAGCGUCUCAGGCUCCACCUCCACGGACUGUCAGCUGUCUGAGAGCAGCAACUCUGCGUUUGAGUACGAGGACGCCGACAUGAUGAACUUCGGCCUCUACAGGGACCAGUCAGGUCGGCCUCAGCUCUGUAACGGGCAGCCGGGCGCCGCCGCCGCCGCCCGAGGGAAACGCUUCAUAUGCUCCAUCUGCAACAAGACGUACGCCACGUCUCAGAACCUGGACGUUCACAUGCGGAUCCACACCGGCGAGAGGCCGUUCAGCUGCGACCAGUGCGGCAAGAAGUUCACCCAGUCGGCUCACCUGAAGUCGCACCUGAGCGUGCACUCAGGUGAGCGGCCGUACGCCUGCACGCUCUGCUCCAGGAGCUUCAUCGUCAAAUACAGCCUCAAGUUACACAUGAAGAAAUGUCACCCAAACAUCUGAGGGAACAGCUGCAACGUGUCUGUAAAUAUCCAGUCUGACAAAGCUGCAGAGUUUAGCUCCAGAGCUCUGAAACCAUUUCACUUCUGAACCUUUGUUUUGUACGUUCAACAGUUAAUCUGCUCAUCAGCUCACUGACGCUGCUUUAAACAAUCGACAUCUUCAAUGUCUUUGGUUUGAACUCCAGGAAACUGACAGGUAAUAUUUCUUUACAGGUAAGCUAUGAAAUAAUGACCAGGUUAGAGCUUCUCAUUCAUCAGACAGGAUGAGCUCUGUCUUUUUAAAGUCCAGUGUACAGCUACAGGCUGACGGUUGUUUAAAAACACUGUUUCAUUGUUAAUAAAACUCAUUCUGAAAUCUG